GAUUGGUGAUACGAGAAGCCGUGUCGCGUUAUUUAUGAUGGCAUAAAACGCGAAUUAUAUUUGCAACUGUGUGCAAUAAAGCGAUAUUUAUUUCGCUUAUUUUAUGUUCCCAACUCUGAUGGUGCCGCUUAAACGUGUUGCGUGACCAUAUCGUUGUGAUAAAUGGCGAAAUUAGUGCAUUUGUGUGUGGUUGUGUUGUGAGUGCCAAUGGAUCGACGAUGUUCACAAUCGGUCCGGACGCUUGUUUUCGACGAUUCAGACUCUGAUCCGCCUAAACAUGGUCAGAAGAAGGAGCUGUCCUCGACCGCGGUGCCCUCAUCACUGAACCAGAGCGCAGAAGAUGCGGGCAAAACGGCGCGCACCAACCUGGUGCGCAUGCGACGGUCCGCGCUCGGGAAGUCCGCGCCGACUCUAUCCGUCCACGUGAAAGAGUCAUGCACGGUGUCCCGGCGUCCGUCGCGGUUGCCGCCGCCGCCGCCGCACCACAGGCUGUCUCUUGUGGUCGGCUCAGGGCGCUGCAGCUCUCCAGGCACCGGGCCCCUCUCCCCGGCCGAGGGCCCGCGCUGGCCCCCGCACCCCCCGCACCCGCUGCACCACGCCCUGCUCUCGUCCAGCGUCAAGCGCGGCAAGGAGCUCGAUGGUCGCAGGUGGUCGGUGGCGUCGCUUCCGUCCUCGGGCUACGGGACCACUCCGGGCAGCUCCAGUCUAUCUUCACAAUGCUCAUCUCAAGAACGGCUGCUCGCGGUUGCUGUGUGCGAGCCGCCGCGAGCGCCCUGUCCACACUGCCAUCAACACCAAAAUUCACUCAACAGUUCACAAGGGAGCGGCAUGAACAACUGGGCAUCAUUGUCCGACAGCGGCGGCGCUUAUACGGCUGCGCGUGCGCCUUCCCCACAGAGCCCGAAGAGACGCGUACGGAGUCGCAGUCUCAGUUCUCCAUCUCGCUCACCCGGCGGCGCGGCGAGUGGAGGGGAGGGCGCAAAAGAUGACGCCGUCUCCGCCAUGUCGUCUCUGUUCGCAGCUCGCUUCCCCGCCGCACAACGGGCUAUGGAUGACAAAUUAAGAUCACUAAUCGAAGAGUUGACAGAAUUGGACAAGAAACCGGACCGGCCGCCGAUAGAGAGAUUCGUUGCGAGACAGGUAUUGGAGAUGGCGAGGGACUGUCUACACAAGUCGGAAUCGAAGCAGGUCACCAGCAGCUAUUUCUACGACAUGGCGGACAGUUUAGACAGAUUGCUCGCUGAGACUCGAGAAAAAUCAGCCGAAGCGGGCGCCCAAGUAGCGCCUCUAGUCACUCGGCUGAUCUUAGCGAUGGCUCGCCCCGCCCGCCUGCUGGAGUGUCUCGAGUUCGAUCCCGAGCGGUUCUACAGGCUGCUAGAGGCGGCAGAGGGACACGCUAAACAUAUGCAGGGCAUGACGUCGGACAUCCCGAAGUACAUAAUCCACAAGCUGGGUCUGUCCCGGGAUCCCCUGGCGGAGCUCCACGCCCCACCCCCGCCGCCGCAGCCGCCGCAAAACGCCUCGCCUUCUAAAUCGCGGGGUCGCCAGUCGCCGCCCGGAGGCCCCGGCGGCGCUCCGCCCUCCGAGAGCGACUACCAAGUGAUAAAGCUAAUAUCCAACGGGGCUUACGGCGCUGUCUACCUCGUCAAACACAAGCAGACCCGGACGAGGUAUGCGAUGAAGAAGAUUAGUAAAAACAACCUAAUACUUCGGAAUCAAGUGGAGCAGGCGUUUGCGGAGAGGGACAUCCUCAGUUUUGCUGACAACCCUUUUGUGGUAACGAUGUACUGCUCCUUCGAAACCAAACGCCACCUCUGUCUGAUCCUCGAAUUUGUGGAAGGCGGGGACUGCGCCACCCUGCUCCGCGCCGGGCCUCUACCACCCGACAUGGCGAGACAUUACUUCGCUGAAGCUGUGUUAGCUGUGGAGUAUCUGCACUCUUAUGGCGUUGUACACAGAGACUUGAAGCCUGACAAUUUAUUGAUCACUGCCACCGGACAUAUAAAACUGACGGACUUUGGUCUUAGCAAGAUGGGUCUCAUGUCUUUGGCCACGAACUUGUAUGAAGAGUACGCAGACAGGGAAGCGCGUCAGUUUUCUGACAAGCAAGUUUGUGGGACCCCGGAGUAUAUCGCCCCUGAGGUCAUACUCAGACAGGGCUACGGUAAGCCAGUGGACUGGUGGUCAAUGGGCAUCAUUCUCUACGAGUUCCUGGUCGGCUGCGUGCCCUUCUUCGGAGACACGCCUGAAGAAUUGUUUGCUCACACUGUUAAUGAUGACAUUGAGUGGCCAUCAGAAGAAGACUUUCCUAUAGCAGUGGAGGCGAGAGCCAUCAUCACAGAACUACUCGCGCGGAACCCGAGGGACCGACUCGGAACCGGUGGCACGCAUCAAGUUAAGGAACAUGUGUACUUCUACGGUCUGGACUGGAACAACCUCCUGCGGCGGAAAGCAGAGUUUAUUCCUCAGCUGGAGAAUGAUGAAGACACCAGUUAUUUCGACAGCCGCUGCGACCGCUACAACCACAGUGAAGCGGAUACAGACGAGGCAGCGGAAGCAACAGCGGAGGCGGGCGAGGAGGCGGGACUGUUUGCCGCCUUCUCUUCAACCUCGCCGCAAUGGCGAAGACACACUUCUGCGGUGUCACAUGACUCUAGGAGCACGGACAGCUGGCCGGGUACACCCGACAGCGCUGGACCUCCGAGCACACCCACUGCUCCUUUACAUCAUCACCCGAGGUGUCCGAUGAUAAUCCCCGGCGGGUCGGCGUCGACGGCGGAGUCCUCGCAGACGGACUCGGACGACGUGUCGCCCGCCGCGCGCCGCCGCCCCGCGCUGCGCCCGCACCCCGCGCAGCCCUCCCGAGCAUCUGACGCACCGAAAAAAGAGGCGAAGAGCGUGGACAAACCUGAUCGUCCGGAAAAGACGAAACCGAUGGCCCUCGUCGCACCGAAGGCGAUGCGCCGCUCGGCCUCCACCUCCGGACUCUCACUAGUUAUACAUCCAGCGGAAGAUACCGGCACCCAUGGAGGCGCCGGCUCGCCCUGCGCGGGCAAUACGUCAAGUACCAAUUCUUCUCGAGACUCCUCGCCGUGUCGAGACCCGCCUUCGCCGUUCGCACAUCAUAAUCACUCGCUGAUCCAAUCCUCCAAACCGCCGAUCGUGGUCCGGCGCGGCCCGCGCGGCUUCGGGUUCACGAUCCACACGGUGCGCGUGUACUACGGCGACACGGACUACUACACCAUGCACCACCUGGUGUCCGCCGUCAGCGAGCAGGGCGCCGCCUGGGCCGCGGGGCUCCGCGCCGGCGACCUCAUCACGCAGCUCAACGGCGAGUCCGUGCAGGGGCUGCUGCACACGCAGGUUCUCCGGUUACUGCUGGCGGCGCCGCACGCCACCCUGCGCGCCACGCCGCUCGACCAGACCACUAUACAGGCGGGAGGGAGACGACGAAUCGGUGGCGGUCGCCGAGCGUCGGCCCCGCCGCGGCCUCGUCCGAGACGACGAUGCUCGCUGUUCAGGAGGAUCUCUACUAAGAGGGCUUCGCAGGAAAUGCACCAGAUGGUGUCAGGGGUGGAGCUGGCAUCCCCGUCGGCGCCCUCGUCGCCCUGCGGCGAUAGUCCUCUGCACGCUGCCGCCACCACCACGCACUACCAACGGCCGUCUUCGCUCCACGGUCUAAAACAUAAGCUGGUAGCGGGCGGGGCGGAGGUCCGCCGUGCGUCGCUACAACACAUGCCGCUGUCGCCUCUCGCUCGGACGCCGUCGCCGUCCCCGCAGCCGCCGCCGCAGUCGCCCACCAGCCGGUGCGAGGCGCGCAGCCCGUCGCCGCUGGCGGCGCGCGAGUGCGGCCGCCGCGCCUGGGCGCGCCGCGACCCCGCCUCGCCUCUACUGCGCCGAGCGCUCUCCCCUGACAGACUGCACCCGCGCUCCGCCGAGUCCAAAUGCUCCAUCUCUCCGCUCUGCUGCGGCGGCGUCACGGCCGUGUCGGUGUCGGGCCCCCCCUCGCGGCGCGGCGUGGUGUGGCGCGCGCCGGCGCCGGCGCCGCCCACGCCGCCGCCGCAGGACAAGGAGGAGCCGCCGCUGCCGCGCAUCGCCGAGGAGAAGGACUCGCCCACGCACCACUCCAAGGUCGCGCCCAACAGGACACCUGCCAAGCAGAUGACCCCGAGCAUCUUCACAUCCUCGCCGAAGACGAGCCUCGAGAAGACCUUCGACGCCUCCAACUCUUUUGCGUCUCUGUCUCUCUCCGAUGAGUCCUUCGCACCUGACACUUCAGUGGACUUGGAUACUUCGAGAGAUACAACCAUUGACAACCUCCGACUCGACGAAAGCCGUUCCAGCACGGACAACAUAUCAAUGCUCUCCGAGGACAAAGAAAAGAAGAAGCCAGAAGACAAAAAGAAGACACCCCCACAAGAAACACCCGAACAGCCUAAAGAUAAAGCCAGAAAAAAAUCUGACUCCAGUCUCAAAGAAGAAGAUAAACAAAAGGAGAAAAGCAAAAAAGAGAAGCCAGAGUUAAAAAAGCAAGAGUCUAUAAAGAAACUGGAACUAAAAGAAGAAUCUCCAAAAGACGAUAAAAGAGAGAAAGCUAUGGAAAGAACGGGGUCAGUGAAGAGAGUGGAAAGCAAACAGGAGAAAGCAGAAGCCAAGAAACAAGAGAAGUUAGAGAGGCAGGAGAAAGCGGAGAUUAAGAAACAGGAGAAGAUUGAGAAGUUGGAGAAGAUUGAGAAGGCGGAGAGACAGGAGAAGGAGAUUAAGAAACAGGAGAAGAUUGAGAAGAGAACGGAGGGGAAGAAGGAAGUGCUGAAGAGACAGGAGUCUGUGGACACGAUGAAGUGUCCAGAGCCGACGGAGACGGAAGGCCGCUCCAAGAACAGCAUGGUCAGCAAACUUCUCGGCGUCAUGAGCCGCAAGGGAGCGCGGGACAGGGACGAAGAUGACCACAAGCCCAGCAGGAAGGCCGACAAGGCCAGCCGGAAAAAGGGCGGCAACACCCCCACCCAGCAGCAGCCACCAAGUAAACUGGGCGAAGCCGGGGGCUCCGCCGAAAAGGUCACCGAGAGCGCCGAGGACACCAAGAGGAAGGGCCGCGGCCGCGCUUCCAGCUCCUCCUCGCAGGAGAAAUAAGGGGGUCUCUAGGACCUACUGGAUGGGAGUCGUGGUUAACACAUAUAGGCGCUACCAUCCUUAAAGCCCAGUCAUACAAAUGAUAAAUACAGAAUUUGUCAUUGAAAUUUGAACCUAUAGUGCAGGGAAUACAGUUGAUUUUGGGUUUGUUUGAAAAUUCAAUGAAACAAAACAAAUGCGACUCUAUUCCAAUUGAAUAUGAUUUAAAUUUCAUCGAACUGAAUAAGUGUUAUAGGUAGGACCUUGGGCCUUAGGAGGCUAUCAUACUAUGGAAUUUAGUAAGAACGUUGUAAUAUCAGUUGCAUUCACUUUUACGGUCUGUAUGAACUGUAUAAUGGGUAAUGGCCUGUGCGGUGCACACCGAAUGCGUGUGCGUAGACGUGCACGCGCGCAUUGUAAUAUACAGAUCAUUAUGAGAGACGGCACACUGCUUGCGUGACGUGUGCGUGCACGGCUCUACUACUACGCACAUGCAGCCGAUGUGCUCUAGUCUUAUGUUGUGGAAAGUUUUCAAAAAGUUCGAAAAGUUCCCGAAAUUUUAAGAUAAAUAAAGGAAAUUUCCAAUUUGGAGGUACGAGUAGGAUUUCGUACAUACAAAAAUAUGAGAAAAUUCGGAAUUUCUGGAAUUAUUCCGUCGGCACAACCGUACAGGGAACUGCAAAACUGCGUACCCACUUUAUGAAAUAAUUUCAUUGAAUAAGUGAGUAUGCACUUUUACAGCUUAUAUUUCAUUAACAACAUCAAUUAAACUGAUUUAUAGAUGUUGAAAAUGGUGUAAAAUGUAACUGUGUUUUGUGAUUCGACGUCAAAAAGCGCUCAUGUGUGGUGACCGCGAUUCGCAUACACUCAAACCCUUUAACCGCCAAACGUCAAAUGACGCGGCUACAGCCCAAUAGUGUCUGUGUGGAAAGAGAAAGAGUCGUAGAAUGUAUUGGAUCCCACACAUUUCACGACUCAUCUUUUUCCGCACAGACUCUAUUCGUUCGUGCUUUCCUACUAGGUUCACGAUGGCGCGCCGCGCACGAUAGGCGUGGCGUUCAAAGAAUAGCAUAUACUGAAACACACCAACUUGUCAGUAGAAAAUUCAGACAGAUAGGCGCGAAAUUCAAAUUUUCUAUCGGAAGUCAACUCUUCGCGCCGCUUUCUACUGAUAAUGUUGCUGUGACAUAAGUAUAGUUUGGUAGGUAACCUGUGGUCUCCUGACGCUUCAAACGAAUUUGAUUUAUUUAGUAUAGAACUGAGUGAUGUGAUUUAAUGCUAUUUUGAUGCGUGGAAGAACGUUAGACGUAAGGUACGAGAAAUGCAAGUCUUUAUUGUAGAAUGUUCGCCGACAGAUGGCGUUAUUCGGUGUCGUGUUGACGUACAGUUAAAAAUAUAAAAAUGUAACAAAAAAAAUCGCUGUAAGCUUCCUUUAGACUGUGUAUAGCUUUAGAGACAUUUUAAGAUUUGUUCUCACGUUUUUAUUUGAGCCGCUUUUCCAGUAUUACAAAGUUGAGGCGUAAAAAUAAACUUUAUUAGUAUUUUUAUUGAAAAGGGCAAGUUUUGGAUAUAGCAGGGACGCUUUCCAUAUAUAUUUCCGUACAUUGACUCGCCUGUUCCUAUCUCUAUGGCUAUUGUAUUGCUGUCCCGCCCAUGAUGCCGGAUGUCAAAGUCACUGUGCGAGUGUGAUAGCAAUAUAAUUAUGCGCGUGCAAUAGAGAUAGCAACAGGCGGGUCAAUUUACGAAAAUCUAUGUGGAAAGCGUCUCUGCUUUAGUCGUGGGGACAGUGGUUUGAAGUUAUGCUUGUUUGUUCCUAGUAGAAUAAUUUAACCUAACAAAAUAUGAGCUGAAUUGAUAAUAUCAACCUUAAAUCGUGGACCAUAAGAGCUAAAUUCACUCGUCCAUAGCCCCCAUUAACAAAAUCGUUUUUAAUCUCAUGUUAGCUUUUAGUUUUUGCAAGUAUGUUUUCUUAGAUUAGCGAAUAUUGUGAUAUAUUUUUAAAUCGCCCUAGAAUUUUUGAACUUGCAAUAUUAUUAGUUAGUUAAGCAUGUCCGUACUUUUCUCUUAUCUAGUUUUUGUUUUGACGUGUUUUUCUUUUCAUUUUAUUGUUUUUGUCGUGUUUAUUGUUUGGGUCUUUUACAAAAUCCGAUACACAUUAAUAACUUUGCCUUGAAAGCUUUUUUUGUAAAUAAGGUAACCGUGACAGAUAGAUACAACAACUACUAACCUUUUUUUUAUUUUAAUAAUUGCAACGAACAUCGAUAAAUAGUGCCAUAGAGUAGAAACUUCUUUUCAAUAUUUUGUUGUCUUUUCUUUUAAGAUUUACGUAUCCCUUAUUUUACACUUUGUUUUCGAUAGAAUCUUUGUAAUGAAGGUUUCAUAAUCGUCUUCCGAAUAUAAGUACUUGUUAUAUCAUCGAUAAAAUUUGGUGUUUCUACUUUCGUUGCUCUAAGUGCGCAUAGACAGUUUUAGUCUUUGGUAAUCGGAUCUUUCACUCUAUUGGAUAUGUGGAACGGAGACAGAAAAUUGUCAGCGCAUGUAGAGAUAUAUGUAUUUGUUAAAACACCUGUUACGAUCAAAAUACGAACGAUUAUUUUAGUAAUAUAAAGCCGUAAUUCUAAAUAAUACUAGUAACGUCUAAAUUAGUAUAGAUCACUAAUUCACCUUAACAUUCCAUUUAACAGAAACUAUUUUUAAUAAUUUUACUUUGUGUAAAAUUGUAUAGUUGUGCGUCAAGUUACUUGUGCAUUCUUGAUUGUAUGCAAGAAUGUACAAGUGAUAUUGUUCAUCUCAUCGAUAUAUUAUAAAUAUAAUAACUUGUAUAACUCAAAGUGUUCCAGUGUUUCAAACAUAGUUAAAGAUACAAUCGGUAGCUUUUCACAGAUCAUGUACAAUUAAAAUAAAACAACGAAACAAGACAUUUAAAUAAAUGGGGUAAAUCGACGAAAACUAAUUAAAAAAAAAACAUGGCAGUCACUUUCGUAAAACUGGUGCCUACGCCAAUUCUUAGGAUUAGUUGUCAAGCGGACCCCAGGUUCCCAUGAGCCGUGGGUAAAUGCCGAGAUAACGCGAGGAAGAUUAUUGAAUUCUCGGUCACCUAAUUCUAUGUAUACGAGUACGCUGUACACACUAACCCCCUUAUUCAUAAACGCCCUACACACCUCAAUUAGCUAAUAAUCGUUCGUCUUUAUUUGUCAUUUUGACUGAUGUAUUUGUAAGAAAGGGAUAAAACAUAAUUCAGCAAAAUCAGGUCCGUAAAGUUUUAUGAAUAUGGGGGUAAUACGUUCACAGUAAAAAAACUUAAUAGUUUUAAACAAAGUUCAUGGCGUUUUUUGAUUAGAUUGAUUAAUUGCAAAAAUGUACAUAUAAAAUAAGUCUGUCUUGUAUCGUUGUUCUAUCUUCAGCUUAUUUACUUGUUCAAAAUUUUGUUAAACUAGUUUAAACAUAUUUCUAUCCUUAUGUUGUAUUGUAUUAAUUGAGGAUAAUUGAAAUUCUAAACCUUAAAGAGUUUAAUAUCAAAGAACUUGUCAACAAAAUAUGUUUGUAAAAUAAAGCUAUUAAACAAGGUUUAAAUUUAUUUGAAAAAGGGGUAUUACAAUAGUUUUAGGAAAUGUAGAAUGUGUUUAAUAUCCCUAUAAUGUGAAACAUGUUAGUAAAAAAAGCUAUGGAUUUGUUUUCAUAAUUUAUAACACAGUUUUUUUUUUACUCAAAUGUAUUUAAAUUUGGCAUGUUCAUUUUUAGACUGAUGGCACAAUGGAGCGUUUUAUGCAUGUCGUACAUUCGAUGUCAACGUAAAACGGAUCUUAUAACAACGGGAUAUGGUGCAAAAAGUACACAUGCGUAACUUAAGAAUGUGGACUACAGACAUUCGAUUUGGAAAACCAGUUUGUCAAUAGAAAAGGGCGCGAAAUAUCAAAAUGUGUAUGGAAGUUAGACGAUUCGUCACUAUUACAUUCUUUAAACUAAGUAUACCUAGUUUACCUACUGACAAAAUUGGCUUGCCAGACUUUACAAACCUUGGAAUUUCUCGCAAGUAUAUUCGAUAUCAUAACGCGGAGAUCUCAUGAAAUAUACGUUCGCAAACGUCAAUUUUCUUUCACCAUUAAAAAAGCAAAAAACCGUUCAAUGCCAUGGUGAACAGACGUAGUGCAUAAUUGUUUUCCAUCGUAUUAUCUCGGAAACGUUCGUAUUUGUCAUGCUACUUCAGUCAACCUCAGUGCUUUUUGUACCGAGACUGCCUGAAAUAGCAAGACACGUUCGUACGUUACCGUGAAAAUACGAUGGAAAAAAAUUAUGCACUAAUAUCUAUACGUACUUUUUUAAUGGUUCGAUGUUUUAAAACUAACUAGUCACCAUAAAACGCUUCAGUGUGGCUCGUAGUAUGAUUUAAUGUAGGAAUAAUUUCCUAGCAAUACUCAUUGAUGAAAUUGUUUUAAUGUUUUCGUGCAUGGUAGUACAGGGUAAUUGUAUAUUUGCCCAAUUAUUGUUUUUGUCUCGUUGAAAGACCAAUAAUAACAGUGAAUUUUAUGUAGAUUUAUUUGAGCAUAAUAAAUUGAUUUCGGGACCACGGCUUUAAAAAAAAAGUUAUGUUGUAUAUCUUGAUGUUGACACUAUGUUUACUUUAAUGUGAGACCUUUUACUUGACUGUCAGUCUGAUACUCUUUUUUAAUUACAAUAAAUAAAACUGAUGCGCUGCCUAUCUUUCUUUGUAUGUAUUGUAGGUACUACUUCGGUUUUAGCUACUAAGCUCCUCAACUGAUUGUUGUCAAUUUGUAUGUUCGCAUACUAUUAGCCUAAAAGGGUCAAUAAACUUCAUUUUGAAUGAUUAUCAAAAUAUAAAAUAUAUCGCCCAUCCGAUACAUUCAAAAUUGGAAUGGAAUGAAUUACUAAUAAAAAAUACUUAGCACUUUCUACCUACAACAGAAAGCAUAGUUUAUUUUAAAUAUACUAGCUAGUGUGAUAUGUGUAUUCUUUUCGCACUUGCAAAAUAUUUAUCAACCAUUAUUUAAUUAUGGGCUUAGCGGUUCAGUUUGGUUUAAAGAUUUGUUCAGACAUUGAGUUGACGACUGGUCAAGCUAGGUCGGUGGCAGAUCGAACUUUAAAGGGGCCCACUGAUUAACAGUCUGCCGGACGGUAUCGGCCUGUCAGUUGUUCAGAACUGUCAAAAUUUUGUUCUAACUGACAGGCCGAUACCAUCCGGCGCACCGUUAAUCAGUGGGCCACUUAAUAUAUGACUUGAAAGUAUCGUCCGCGGCCGGCCUUAAAAGGUUAAGUUUAGUAUUAUCUCGCGUCUUUGAAAUCGGAUAGAAUCAGUAAAACUGACACUGUUAUCAAUAUUCGAAAUGUGAUCUUAGUGUAGAGAUAUUGUCAGUUUUACUGAUGUCAGUAUUGUAUUAAUCUUGUGUAGAGUACUGCGAAUUAUCUUGGCGUAAAAUGAAUGUGAUUUGUAUAAUAAGGUUUCUUAUAGGAAGCGACGAGUUAUUUUUCUCUAGACUAAUCGGUGUAUGAAUUGAUAUGGAAAUGAAAUAAAGUCAUGAAUUAAC
Messenger RNA from Cydia fagiglandana, 10655 nucleotides. RefSeq names its product microtubule-associated serine/threonine-protein kinase 3 (gene dop). Bases 208 to 5133 code for a protein of 1641 amino acids. The transcript has 36 exons. Gene Ontology annotation, molecular function: magnesium ion binding; protein serine/threonine kinase activity; protein binding. The record is from RefSeq and is a predicted model, not a curated record. Gene Ontology annotation, biological process: intracellular signal transduction; peptidyl-serine phosphorylation. Lineage: Eukaryota; Metazoa; Arthropoda; Insecta; Lepidoptera; Tortricidae.